Ceratosolen solmsi marchali is the source of this 1757-nucleotide messenger RNA. RefSeq names its product peptidyl-prolyl cis-trans isomerase-like 4. Bases 52 to 1701 code for a protein of 549 amino acids. Lineage: Eukaryota; Metazoa; Arthropoda; Insecta; Hymenoptera; Agaonidae. The transcript is spliced from 4 exons. Gene Ontology annotation, biological process: protein peptidyl-prolyl isomerization. Gene Ontology annotation, cellular component: nucleus. The record is from RefSeq and is a predicted model, not a curated record. Gene Ontology annotation, molecular function: RNA binding; peptidyl-prolyl cis-trans isomerase activity.
UUGUAUAGUUUAAUUUGACAAGAUUUUUCAAUAUUUAAAUUGCAAAUAAAAAUGUCAGUAGUUGUAGAAACUACUGUUGGUGAUUUUACCGUCGAUCUUUAUACUAAGGAAAGACCACAAACAUGUCGCAAUUUCCUGAAAUUAUGCAAAAUAAAAUAUUACAAUUGGAACCUGUUCUUCACUGUACAGAGCAAUUUUAUAGCUCAAACAGGAGAUCCUACCUCUACUGGAAAAGGAGGAAAAAGUAUAUAUGGUAUUGUAUUAGGUGAAAAAGCAUGUUAUUACGAAGCUGAACAAAUACCAAAAAUUAAACAUGAUAAAGCUGGUUUAAUUUCAAUGGUUAAUUGCGGCGAUAAUAUGUUAGCAUCACAAUUUUUUAUCACACUUGGAUCUGAUCUUCAAUCACUUGACGGAGAUCACUGUGUUUUUGGAGAAAUAACUGAAGGCUUGGAGAUCAUUUUAAAAUUUAAUGAAACUAUAUGUGAUGGAGAUCAUAGACCUUAUCAAGAUAUUCGAAUAUCGCAUACUGUUGUCCUUGAGGAUCCAUAUGAAGAUCCAAAAGGACUUGUUAUACCAGACAGAAGUCCAGAGCCUACUAAAGAGGCUUUAAUGAGUGAUCGUAUUGGCGCAGAUGAAACUAUUGAUGAUACAGUAGGAAUGUCAAUAGAAGAGAUUACUGAAAUGCAGAAAGAAAAAGAAGCUAAAGCUAGAGCAACAAUUCUUGAAAUUGUAGGAGAUAUUCCUGAUGCUGAGAUGGCUCCCCCUGAAAAUGUUUUGUUUGUUUGUAAAUUAAAUCCAGUAACAAAUGAUGAUGAUUUGGAGAUUAUUUUUAGCAGAUUUGGUAAAAUUGUUGGCUGUGAAGUUAUUAGGGAUCGACAGACAGGUGACUCAUUACAAUACGCAUUUAUAGAGUUUGCUGAGAGGAAAAGUUGCGAAGAGGCUUAUUUUAAAAUGGAUAACGUCUUGAUAGAUGAUCGCAGGAUUCACGUAGACUUCUCACAGUCUGUUGCCAAAAUGCGAUGGCGUGGUAAAGGCAAAGGCAUAAAAUAUUUUGAUGAGGAGAAUGAACACAAAAAUAAGAAAAAAGAAAAACUUCGAGAUGGUAAUAAAAUAAAAAAUGAGAGAUCUCAAAGUGGCUCAGAAAGUCCGAAAAGAGAGCGAGGCUAUUACUGGGAUAAAGAUAAAUAUGAAUUUAGUCAAAGGGAUAUCAAGAAAAUGCAAAAGUUCAAUAAAAUUGGUGAUGAACAAAAAAGGAAUGAUAAGGAUAGCAAGUUUAAUCGAAAAAGGCAAAGCGAUGGAAGGAGUAAAAGUAAGGAAAAGGUUAAAGAAAGAAAAGAAAAAAGCAGGGAAAGAAAAGAAAGAAGCAGAGAAAGAAGAGAAAGAAGUAAAGAAAGAAAAGAAAGAAGCAGAGAGAGAAAAGAAAAAAGUAGAGACAGAAGUAGGGACAGAAGCAAAGAAGGGAGAGAUAGAAAAGAAAGGAAUAGUCAAUAUGAAUACAAAAAUCGGGAAAAUUAUUAUCGAGAUCCAAGAAUAAAGGUUGAAAAGUAUAAAAAAAAAGAACACGAUCGUAAAUCAUCGGAAGAUCAAGAUGACAGACAUUCAAAUAACAAAAAGUCAAAACGAUCAAAAUCAAAAGAUGAAUCAGAAGAGAAACAUGAAAGAAGUGGACACAAACACAAACAUAAAUAUAAAAGUCGAUGAUAACAGUUGUAUAUAAUAUGUAUUAUAUAUUUGAAAAAACUAUUCAAAUAUAUUUA